AUGUCGGACCUCUUCGUCAACCUCGAGGCGCCUAACGGUGUCAAGUACAAGCAGCCAACCGGUCUCUUCAUCAACAACGAGUUCGUGCCAGGCUCGUCCACCCAGAAGAUUACAUCUAUCGACCCUGCUACCGAGAAGGAGAUCGCCACAGUCCACGCCGCCAAUGCCGAUGAUGUUGACAAGGCUGUGAAAGCAGCUUACGCCGCUUUCCACGACAAGUCAUGGAAGAAGCUACCCCCUCCCCAGCGAGGCGUUCUCAUGAACAAGCUCGCCGACUACAUUGAGGAGCACACACAGAUGUUUGCUACUUCGGAGGCUUGGGACAACGGCAAGGUCUACUCCGAUGCUGAGGGCGGUGACAUUGUUGAGGUCAUCAACUGCAUCCGCUACUACGCCGGCUGGGCCGACAAGAUCACUGGCCAGACCAUUACUGCCAACCCUAACAAGCUCGCGUACACUCUCCGCCAACCCCUCGGCGUUGUCGCUCAGAUCAUUCCCUGGAACUACCCGCUCGCCAUGGCCGCCUGGAAGAUCGGCCCUGCGCUAGCAUGCGGUAACACAAUUGUCAUGAAGGCUGCCGAGCAAACGCCUCUUAGCAUCCUUCUUCUUGGACAGGCUAUCAAGGAUGUUGGAUUCCCACCUGGAGUUUUCAACGCUCUUAACGGUUACGGCGGCGAGGCUGGCCCUGCUCUUGUCCAGCACCCCCUCGUCGAGAAGGUCGCCUUCACUGGCUCGACCGCUACCGGUGCCAAGAUCAUGGAGAUGGCUUCCAAGUCCCUCAAGAACAUCACCCUCGAGACCGGUGGUAAGUCGCCACUGUUGGUCUUUGCCGACAGCGACCUCGAUGAGGCUGUCAAGUGGUCGCACAUGGGUAUCAUGUCGAACCAGGGCCAGAUCUGCACAGCUACUUCUCGUCUGCUAGUCCAAGACUCGAUCUACGACGACUUCGUCAAGCGAUUUGUUGAGACCACCAAGACCGUCAGCAAGGUCGGUCACCAAUGGGAUUCAGAUUCGUACCAGGGCCCCCAGGUCUCUAAGCAGCAGUACGAUCGCGUCCUAGAAUAUAUCCAGAUCGGAAAGUCCGAGGGAGCUACACUCCUUUCUGGUGGCCAGCCAGUCGAUUCCUCCAAGAAGGGCUUCUUCGUCCAGCCCACCAUCUUCGGCGAUGUUCACAACCAGAUGCGCGUCUUCCGCGAGGAAAUUUUCGGCCCUGUGGUCGUUAUUACCAAGUUCAGCGACGAAGCGGAGGCUCUCAAGCUCGCCAACGACACAACAUACGGUCUUGGUGCUGCUGUCUUCACCAAGGAUGUUGAGCGUGCCCAUCGUGUUGCCGCUGAGAUCGAGGCUGGUAUGGUCUGGAUCAACAGCACGCAGGACAGCGAGCCUUACAUCCCCUUUGGUGGCGUGAAGCAGAGUGGCAUUGGCCGUGAGCUUGGUGAGGCUGGUCUUGAGGCAUACAGCCAUACCAAGUCUAUUCACGUCAACCUUGGCUCUCGUCUGUAA
Molecule: messenger RNA, 1503 nt
Organism: Fusarium sp. VM40
Lineage: Eukaryota; Fungi; Ascomycota; Sordariomycetes; Hypocreales; Nectriaceae
Source: the annotation of a GenBank genome assembly